Messenger RNA from Anneissia japonica, 2626 nucleotides. RefSeq lists its product as uncharacterized. Gene Ontology annotation, molecular function: cysteine-type deubiquitinase activity. The transcript is spliced from 2 exons. Gene Ontology annotation, cellular component: cytoplasm. The record is from RefSeq and is a predicted model, not a curated record. Gene Ontology annotation, biological process: protein deubiquitination. NCBI's taxonomy places the organism in Eukaryota, Metazoa, Echinodermata, Crinoidea, Comatulida, Comatulidae. Bases 37 to 1956 code for a protein of 639 amino acids.
AACAGUUCAAAUUUAGAAGUGAUUGCUGUGAAACUUAUGAGUAUGGAAAUACUGUUAGCGGUCAAAUCCACCAUUGGUUUGGGGUUAUUUGAAUUUACAGUCUUUCUUCUGGUAGAUUCGUUUGUAAAAUCAUGUUUGCAAUCAAUAAAUGCUCGAAGCCACCGUUGUCUUAUUUGGGUGUGUGAAUCGCUUGUGUUGUUAUCGUUAUCUCUUCUCAUCUACACAGUUCAUCACGUACCAUACCUGCUUCUCAUACUCAGUUUUGUCACAUUCUUUUCUGCAGUCUUCCAAUAUUUUGAUGUUUUAAGUUCUAUUCAAACAUUUUUACAUGAAUGUUACAGGCGUUACAAUUGUUGUAAUGUUUGGAACAGUUCAUAUUAUAUGGAGACAGAAUCAGUAAACUCUCCAUCUGGAAUGGGUUCUUGCAGUCCACAAGUACGUGCACGGCCAACAAUUCGCAGAGUGAAGCAAUCUCCUAGUUCAAUUGAUCACUGUAUUUCGCCAAUUCGUAAUCGGAUAGAAAGUCCGACAAAUUUUACACCUAACAGUAUUGCACAAACAUCAACCCCACGAUCAGAUCAAACCUUGAGUGUAAAAUCCAAAUUGAAAUCUUGGGUUGGUAUCAAUCCCUAUGUAAAUCUACCACCAGGACUUCCAAAUCGAGGGAAUAACAUGUGUUUUGUUAAUUCAGUAGUUCAGUGCUUAGCACAUACAUCUCAUCUCGUUAAGUCGUUGAUCACAGAAGCAGAGGCAGAUUUUCACACACACACGAUUGAAACUCACUUUUUGAAAAGCUUUUCAGAUAUACUUGAGAAAUGCGCUGUCAUGCCUGGCUCAUCAGAUAAAAGCGUGGUUGAUAAUGUUCCGUUUUGUAAUGCGGUUUCAAACUUAGUGCCGCAUUUGGUUUCCAACCCAUGUCACGGGCCUCAGCAGCAACAAGAUGCUGCUGAAAUUCUACUCUGGCUACUUAGCAAAACAAAUGAUAUACUGAGCUUUAAACAUAAUAAACGCAGUGGCCGACAAACUAGGAGCAAUCGAACCAGUCUGAAAUCCUCUGACGCAAACAACUUCAAAUGGAGAAACAAAGUGAUAAAUAAAUUGCUGGAAAGUCAUUGCCACAAAGAAAUGGAUGUUUUGUUGCGAAUCAAGGAAGAAAAAAACUUGAAACUCACAAAGUGUGAAACAAUGCAUUCACUUUCCUGCAUCGAUUCAGUUAUCACAGUAUCUGACAUAGCCUGGGUGCAGUAUUGUCGAAACCACCCCACUGUGAUCACUGACCUCUUUGCAGGUCAGCUAGCGGAGGUUCGUCAGAGUAGUAUUACCAAUGAGGUAUCGUUUGGAACGCAGGCUUUUCACAUCUUACCUGUCCCUCUUGUAGAUCCGCGAAAAAUCUCAGGGCUUGUACAGUUACAGGAUUGCAUCACUGCCAUGGCAACUUUAGAUGAACUUGGCGGCAAUGGCUCCCAAGUUUCUAUACCUACUUUUAGUCAAAGUAGAUCAGAUAUUAUGAGCAGCAGUACAAAUAGCUCCAUCAUGGGCAAUUCUUUGUUCACUGACGGACAGUAUCAGACCAUUCUGCGCUUCCCGCCGAAUUGUUUGAUUCUUCAGCUGAACAGAUUCUAUUUUGACCAUGAUGAGAAAAUUGUUCGCAAGAUCCAUUCUCCAGUAAACAUCGUCCAUAAAAACCUGGACCUAUCUCCUUUAGCGUAUGACAAAAAAAAUGGAUGUUACAGUUCAGAAUAUCUGUAUGAUUUAUAUGCUGUUUGUGUUCAUGAAGGAGGUGGUAACACGCAGUAUGGACAUUAUUUGGCAUUGUGCCAAGCUGGAGAUGGAAAAUGGUAUAAAUUUGAUGACGAACACGUAACCCAGAUCAAUGUUAAUUACGAAUGCAGCUCGCUGUCCAUCCGAGAGGGAGCAUACUUGCUGUUUUACAAACGCCAAUCUGAUAUUAAGUAAUAUACAGUAGUAUAAAGCUUCAGUAAUACUCAUUGUGGAGUGGAGUAUAACUUGUGGAUAUUGGUAUAAAGAGGCUUGCUUUGUACAGUAAUUCUUGGACCAUUAGACUACAAGGCAAGCAUUUUGUGAUCCAAGCAACAUGGGCAGGGCUGGAAAAAGUCUGCAGCUUGUUGGAGGCAUCAUGAACGUCACAUAGGCAUUUUUUGGGUAAAAAUUCCAAAAAGUAAACUGUUGGGCUAUAGUGUACAGAUACACACUUUAUAGUGUACAUGGUACAGAUAACAUGGAGAUGUGGUGGAGGCAUUUUAUUGGACAAUUGUCAUGGUCAAAGGGACAAACAUUUUUUUUCCCCCAGGGCUGACCAUGGGAUUACAAGAUGCUUGCCUUGUAAAUCCAUGGUCCUUGGUUCAAUUUCUGUCACAGCAGGAAUUUUUCUCACGACUAAAUGUCAUAUGUUAAAGAGACUUGGUUUUAAUCAUCGUCCAUUCCUGUUGAUUGCGAUUGAAUACUGUAUCUCAUUGCUUGUCUUCUACUGUACCUCCGUGGUUGCAGUAUUUGCUGCGAAGCAGCCAAUUCAUAUUCUUGACAGCAAUUUGACCUCUGAAAGGUCAUUGUUUGUCAAAAAACCUGCGCCUAAGACUACUGAAAAGCGGAGUUUCCUUCUUUCGUU